AAUUUUUGUAAAGAAACCCUACUCUGCACCAUAAUGCUUAUUUGAUUUUGGUUGUGCUAUUAAUUAUAAUUUAAAAAAUCUAUUAGAACAUUUAAUGCUUUUGUUAUUUAGUCCCCCGAAUUCAUUAUAUACAAGGAAAUUGUAAAUGUUCUCUCAAUUGCAAAAUUACAUCUCUCUUGAAAAGUAAAUUGAGAGAGUUUUAGACUGCAUUUCUCUUCGAACGGAAUUUCUCCAAUUUUUUUCUUUACAAUCGUAUUUUUUGCUGUGCUCUCAUAUACCAAAGGGAUGGAAGAUCCUAAUCGUAUGAUGGCUCAUACGGGCGGCAUGAUGGCCCCCCAGGGCUAUGGUAUGCCUGGCCAAGAUGAUGCCCAGACAACGGGUAAUGAAAAUGAGGUGCGAAAGCAAAAGGAUAUUGGGGAAAUAUUGCAGCAAAUUAUGAGCAUUUCGGAGCAAUCUCUGGAUGAGGCGCAAGCCAGGAAACACACACUGAAUUGCCAUCGCAUGAAGCCGGCUCUGUUUACAGUAUUGUGUGAGAUUAAGGAGAAGACCGUUCUUUCCAUUCGGAAUACGCAAGAAGAGGAGCCACCAGAUCCGCAGUUAAUGCGUUUGGAUAAUAUGCUAAUUGCUGAGGGUGUUGCCGGACCCGAAAAGGGGGGAGGGGGCGCUGCUGCAGCUUCUGCAGCCGCAGCCAGUCAAGUAGGAUCUUCAUUAUCUAUUGACGGCGCAGACAAUGCCAUUGAGCAUUCAGACUAUCGUGCAAAGCUAGCCCAAAUACGACAAAUCUAUCAUCAAGAAUUGGAGAAAUAUGAACAGGCGUGCAAUGAAUUCACUACGCAUGUAAUGAAUCUUUUACGUGAACAAAGCCGUACCAGGCCCAUCACACCCAAAGAGAUUGAGCGGAUGGUACAAAUUAUACACAAAAAAUUUAGUUCCAUUCAAAUGCAAUUGAAGCAGUCAACUUGUGAGGCCGUUAUGAUUUUACGUUCUCGGUUCCUAGAUGCACGUCGCAAACGUCGCAACUUUAGCAAACAAGCUUCAGAAAUUUUAAAUGAAUAUUUCUACAGUCAUUUGAGUAAUCCAUAUCCCUCCGAAGAGGCCAAAGAAGAAUUGGCUCGUAAAUGCGGUAUAACGGUCUCCCAAGUCUCAAAUUGGUUUGGCAAUAAACGUAUACGCUACAAGAAAAAUAUUGGUAAGGCUCAAGAGGAAGCCAAUUUGUAUGCAGCUAAAAAGGCUGCCGGUGCUUCGCCCUAUUCGAUGGCAGGACCUCCAAGUGGUACUACCACGCCUAUGAUGUCGCCUGCACCCCCGCAAGAUUCAAUGGGCUAUUCCAUGGGUUCGGGGUACGAGCAGCAGCCUUAUGAUAACAGUAUGGGCGGCUAUGAUCCUUCUUUACAUCAGGAUCUUAGUCCUUGAAAACAUUUAUUUGAUAAAUUUUAAAUGAGCUUUAGCUCUUUUCCAAACUAUGAUGUUUUUCUUAUUAUUAAUAAAUUCAUUUUAACCACGAGUUUUUUAUACCUCUUUUGGUUUAUUCAUUUCAUUGUAUUGUCUUUAUCUUUAUUUUAUUUUAUUUUAUUUUAUUUUAUUUUAUUUUAAUCAUUCUCACCUAAUUCUCUUUCUAAUUCUAAAUUUUCAAAUUUUGCCCCUCUUUGUUUUUUUCGUUCACCGGGAUUUCAUGUACGCAUCUAGUAUUUAAUUAUAUUUUUAUUCGUUUUGUAAAAUUGCAUGUACGUACAAAAUAUUUAAAAGGAAUACUGAAAGCUGAAAACUGAUUUCCGCAAUUUGAAUAAUCAGGCUCAUCCGUAUACUUGAAUAAAAUUAAUGUGACCCGAUGUAUACUAAAAUUUAAAGUAAAAUACAAUUUACGCGUAACGAAAAUGAAAAACAAAUAUUUAGCGAGCGUGAAAGUAAAAAGU
Messenger RNA from Glossina fuscipes, 1913 nucleotides. RefSeq names its product homeobox protein extradenticle (gene exd). Gene Ontology annotation, cellular component: nucleus. The record is from RefSeq and is a predicted model, not a curated record. Gene Ontology annotation, biological process: animal organ morphogenesis; embryonic organ development; neuron development. Bases 286 to 1413 code for a protein of 375 amino acids. The transcript has 6 exons. NCBI's taxonomy places the organism in Eukaryota, Metazoa, Arthropoda, Insecta, Diptera, Glossinidae. Gene Ontology annotation, molecular function: DNA-binding transcription factor activity, RNA polymerase II-specific; RNA polymerase II cis-regulatory region sequence-specific DNA binding.